Messenger RNA from Athalia rosae (coleseed sawfly), 4614 nucleotides. RefSeq lists its product as uncharacterized. Gene Ontology annotation, molecular function: ATP binding; protein kinase activity. NCBI's taxonomy places the organism in Eukaryota, Metazoa, Arthropoda, Insecta, Hymenoptera, Athaliidae. Bases 190 to 4416 code for a protein of 1408 amino acids. The transcript has 15 exons. The record is from RefSeq and is a predicted model, not a curated record. Gene Ontology annotation, biological process: protein phosphorylation; meiotic sister chromatid cohesion, centromeric; mitotic spindle assembly checkpoint signaling.
UGGCAGUAGCAAACAGUAGCAGUUGGUUUGUGUGAACUAACCUUACCAACCCUUUUUGGUUUGGGUGACGUUUGAAUCAAGGUCUGGUCAGCAUUAAAAAAAUAUUACAAUCCAUUACCAGGCGCCUUCUCACCAGCCGCAGUACUCAUAACUCUAGAGGCAACGGAGGGUGAGAGGUGAAACGGAGCGAUGGAUCCCGCAACGGUGAUCGCUCUCUGCAAGGAGAACAUUCAGCCACUACGCCAUGGCCGUAAUCCUAUACAGUUAGGGACAGCUCUACGGGCUCAGGAGGAUUCCGAUGUCCAACAGUUGUUACAACAAGAAAAGCAAAUGUUUGAGGAUGCUAUAAAAAACUAUCAAGGAGAUGACCCUUUAGAAAAUUGGUAUGAAUACAUUCUUUGGGUGGAACAGAGUUUCCCAAAAAGCGGACAUGACUCUCACAUGGCGAGGCUACUGCAACAAUGUCUAGCUACUUUUGAAAAAGAACCGAAGUACCAUCAGGAUCGUAGAUUCAUAAGACUAUGGAUUAAUUAUAUAAGUAUGCAAAAGAAUCCCCUGGAGCUUUACCAGCUACUUCAUAACAAUGGCAUUGGUACAAUGGUUGCUGAUAUGUACAGAGCCUGGGCUUUUGAGUUCGAACAAAAUGAAGACUUUAAAAGAGCAGAUGAGAUUUAUUCCAUGGGAGUAGCUGCUCGUGCUCAACCCUACGAGGAACUUGCUGCUGCCCAAACAAAUUUUCAAUUCGCUGUGGGUCGCUGGAUGCUUGGUCAUCGUGAAGACAGAGGGGCUGCGUCACUGGCUGAACAAAGACAAGCCUUCAGCUCCCUGCGAGCUAUAAGAGGUGGAAAAAAAGUUACCAGCAAUAGAACGGGGCACAGAGUUCGUGAUCAUUUACCUGGAGCUCUGCCGCAGGUCUAUAGUCAUAGUGCAUUACCUAAAGAGAAUGCCAGGAUCCAAAUAUACCAGGAUGCCGAGCUUGAAUCUGACCACAAGGGAUCAAGUAUUUUAGACCAUGUACCUAUUGAGGAUACUGUGCACAAAGAAAACUCCUUGAAGGCUGGGCCAUGGAGUAGCGCUUCUAAGAGAGGUCCUCUCAUCCCGACGACACUGAAAACCUCUUUUAAAGUCCAUGAAGAUCAGCCUGGAGACAACGACAUGGAUAAACUGAGAUUGUUCCCUAAUCACACAGCGUUUUUUGAUGGAAGUAAAUACCCUGAUCACCAAGACACACCCGCUUUUAUACCUGAAGCUCUGAACAUGGAUGUUAUACGCAGGGUUCAUUAUCCCAAAGAGCUGGUCUAUGCGAAUAACAUGGAUGUCAGUAUGGAGGAGAUUCGGGCACAGAAAUAUAUUAAAAGAAUGACGCAAGCAUUGGAGAAGAGGUGUGAAAAGUUAGAUGAGGCAGAAUUGGAACGUCAGAGAUAUGAAGCAGACCAAAAAAAGCAGAGGGAAAGUGAGGAAAGGAAAAAGAGGUUAGCGGAGGAAUCUGCGAGACUUGAACAUCAGCUUCGUGCUGCGGAACAACGUGAGUUAGAGCGUCAACGACAACUUCAGCAGCAAAGACGGGAAGCUGAACAGCGAGAGCUGGAGAGGCAGAGGUUCGAAGCUGAGCAACUUGAAUUAGAACGAAGGAGACGAAUAGAAGCGGACCGGAUAGAAGCGGCGAGAAUAGAAGCGGAAAGAAUUGAAGCUGAGCGUAUCGAAGCAGAAAGAAUAGAGGCAGAGAGAAUGGAGGCUGAGCUAAACAGGCAGCAGAAAAUUCAGAAUUCAAACUAUAUUCAUCAGCACCACAGAAGCCACGUUAAAAACGAACCAGAAAAUCAUCUGCUCGGACAGAGUAUAACCGUCAAUACUAAAGAGGCGAUGUCGCUGAUACAGGACCUUUGGCAUUCACCGGAUCAGAAUACCGGCCCUGUUCCCAUACCUAUACCAGUAAUGAAUCACGGAAUACCACAGCAGAGGGGAAAACUUGCCUUUGAUAUUCACAUGGACAGCUCCAUGACACAGCAUGCAAUUAGUGGAAAUAAAAACCACCAACAAUAUAAUAUGCAACAAUCGUACAGCGAACAGGAAAAUCAUCAACAUUAUCCACCUACUUAUACGAACCCUGACCAUCAUUCACCUUAUGGAAAUCACAGCUAUCAUAAUGCUUAUCACUAUCAAAUGCAGCAUCAUCAGUCGCAUCAGCCGCAUCAGCCACAUCAGUCGCAUCAAUCCCACGUUCAGCACCAGCAACACAUUCAAUCCCAACAUCACCAACAGCAACAUCAUCAACAUCAUCAACAGCAUCAGCAACAAGGGAUCUCUCCACAGCAGCAGCAUGGAAUUUCUCCACAGCAGCAGCAUGGAAUUUCUCCCCAGCAGCAGCAUGGAAUUUCUCCACAGCAACAGCAUGGAAUUCCUUCACAGCAGCAGCAUGGGAUUUCUCCGCAGCAACAGCAUGGGAUUUCUCCGCAGCAACAUCAUCCUUCUCCCCACAUGCAGCACCAGAUGUAUAGAAGUAUACCAGGAAAUAGCAUUGGGUACCAAUCUUAUCACGGUACAAUGCAGGCGGCUUUGCCACACGAUCCGGUAGUGGAGCCUCCGAAGCAGCUGCAGUUUACUCCGUACAUAGAUCCAGAUGUCGAAUCCAAUAAGCCGUACAAAAUGCCGUCAGAGUUACCGUACAUUAAAUCGCCAGGAAUGAAUAGGAGAGACUUGAAAUAUCUUGAAGGUGCAGAAAAUAAGGAAAACGCCAUCACCGUCGACUAUAACGGACCCUUGGAAGAAGAUGGCCCCAAACAAGCUGGACAAGAAAAUUUGUAUGUCGACGAAAGCCUGGGAAUUGCCCCACUCGCUGGUGUUGAUGACACCUGCUUUACGCAGGCCUUCAACAGCCACUUAACUAGCUCCACUCCAAUCAUAAAUCAUUUCAGACACUCAUAUAGAGUUAAGGAAUCACAGCAGUUCCAAGAACAUGACAUUCCGGUUCCAGGACCGGCUGAAGUGCGUAAUUGCGAGGGAGAAGAUAAUAAGCUUAGUAUCAUAAUGGAAUCGACUCGUGAAUACAGUUCUAGUUGCUCCGGUAGUAGCGGUGCACAGACGAGAACUCCUGGUUUAGGAUUUACGAUGACCAGAGAAGAUCUGGUUCCCAUAAAAGAACAGUCGACAAAUCAAGAUAUGGAAUCAACGGAGUAUUUGUUAGCAGCAAAUCAGACAUACGAGCAAAAAAUGCGAGCUCAAAUUCAGGCGGUGCAUGCCCAGAGCCCCCGAACAGUCCAGCGUAACGUUGACGAAAUAACUUCCGAGAUAAAGAACAGUUGUGACCUGCGUAAAUCGAUAAGUUUCAAAGCUACAAAAGAUGAUUCGAUGGAGUUUGAAGAACACGAAGCGAUGGAAGAAGUUGACGAAGAAUCUUUCCAACUGCCAACAGGAGAUAUCAAUCCCUUCGACAAAACCCUGAUAACGGGUUUGCUGAAAAAAAUUAAAUUCCCGCAGCCACAUCAUGCUGUCGGAUACACCAGAUUAAAUGCAAAUAUUAACAAAUUCGUGCCUUCUAGUAUGGCAACUCUUGGUACGGAUGCAUACGAUAUAGAAAAGUGCCUUGGUAAAGGAACCUACGGAACCGUGUAUAAAGGAAUAAAUCUACAAACGGGGCAGUCAGUCGCGUUAAAAACGCAAAAACCUGCUUGGGUUUGGGAAUAUUAUAUUGCUAGAGAGAUUCGAGCGCGAUUAACGAACCCUCACAUGCUGCGUGGUUUCAUGGAUAUAACUACGGCUUACGUUGGAAAUAACGCGAGUGCUCUUGUCUCGGAGUUCUCUAAGUACGGGACUCUUCUCGCAGUUACAAACCAGGUGAAAAUAUCAACUGGAAAACCUCUUCAACAACCACUGGCUAUAUUCUUUACAAUUGAGAUGCUACAGAUUGUCGAAUACCUUCACAAAUGCCAAAUAAUCCACGGUGACAUAAAACCAGAUAACUUUUUGCUGAUGCACCUACCUACAGAUGACGUGAGACCGACGAUACAGCUGAUAGAUUUUGGCUGCAGUAUAGAUAUGAGUCUUUUUCCUGAAGAUACCAAAUUCAACCAAGUGAUAAAAACCGAAGAUUUUACGUGCAUAGAAAUGCAAACUGGAAAACCGUGGACUUACCAAACAGAUCUCUACUGCCUAGCCGCUUCAAGUCACUGCUUAUUAUUUGGAAACUAUAUGCGUGUAUCAUGCAACAAUGGCCGAUGGUUUAUAAACACGAAAAUACCAAGAUACGCGAAAAAGGCAGCGUGGGAAAGGUAUUUUACAGAAUUAUUAAACAUUGAAUCAUGUGAUCAGAUGCCGGAUCUAGCUAGUCUCCGUAAAAUGUUAGAGGAAAGUUUAGCGCAGAUGUCAGAGCUGCAAAGUUCCAUCAGACUAUUUUCCAAUAUACUGAACAAACGAUAACGCUUAUGAAACCGAAUCCAUUAAUUAUCACGCCCCAUAAAUCCUCCUUCCUUCUCCCUACCUCUCAACCCUUAGUAAACAAUUGACAGCGAUAAAAUUAAAAUUACCUAAUAUUGUGAUAUUUAUUAUUCCAUUAUAAUUAUCAUCAUAGCUAUACUAUUCAUAUGAUAAAAAUAAAGUACAUUUAUUUUUAUUUUU